ACAUGUGGAGGAGGUAAGAAGAGGAUUGUUGCCGAGGACCCAUUCAGCUGUCAGAGAUAACGUCGCUCAGGCUGCUCUUACCUGGAGUUUCAUUGCCAUGGACUUAACCGAGGAUAGGACUGUGGAAAUUAUCCCGUGCUGACCCACUUCUUCCCGCGGUUCUCUCUGCCUCUAUCCUUUGACGCCUUCAUUUUAGUUCUGUCAGGUGUUAUCACCACAGAGAAACCAUGUCAGACAAAAUGUCCAGUUUCCUCCAUAUCGGGGACAUUUGUUCCCUGUAUGCAGAAGGCUCCACCAGUGGAUUUAUCAGCACUUUAGGGCUUGUGGAUGAUCGCUGUGUGGUACAACCAGAUACAGGUGACCUCAACAACCCCCCUAAGAAAUUCAGAGAUUGCCUUUUCAAACUGUGUCCUAUGAACAGAUACUCGGCACAGAAACAGUUCUGGAAGGCAGCAAAACCUGGAGGCAACAGCACUACUGACACAGUCCUCCUCAAUAAACUUCAUCAUGCUGCUGAUCUUGAGAAGAAGCAGAAUGAGUCUGAAAACCGAAAGCUGCUGGGGACAGUUAUCCAGUAUGGAAAUGUCAUUCAGUUGCUGCACUUGAAAAGCAAUAAAUACCUGACAGUGAACAAGCGCUUACCUGCACUGUUGGAGAAGAAUGCCAUGAGAGUGACGUUGGACUCGGCAGGAAACGAGGGAUCCUGGUUCUACAUCCAGCCUUUCUACAAGCUCAGAUCCCUGGGAGACAGUGUGGUGAUUGGAGAUAAAGUAGUCCUUAACCCCGUCAAUGCUGGACAACCUCUGCAUGCAAGCAGCCACCAGCUAGUUGACAACCCAGGGUGCAAUGAGGUUAAUUCUGUGAAUUGCAACACAAGUUGGAAAGUUGUUCUCUUCAUGAAAUGGAGUGACAACAAGGAAACGAUACUCAAGGGGGGCGAUGUAGUCCGGUUGUUCCAUGCGGAGCAGGAGAAAUUUCUCACUUGUGACGACUAUAGGAAGAAGCAAUAUGUUUUUCUUAGGACAACCGGUCGGCAGUCUGCGACUUCUGCCACAAGCAGCAAAGCACUGUGGGAAGUUGAGGUGGUUCACCAUGACCCAUGCAGGGGAGGUGCAGGCUACUGGAACAGCCUUUUCAGGUUUAAACAUUUGGCCACAGGGUGCUAUUUGGCUGCUGAGGUGGGUGAGGUGAAUCCCGACUUUGAGGAGGAGAAUGCCGAGCAGCGGCCCUCUGUGGUGGACUUUACACCCUUUAAUUUCCAGCUGGAUGGAGAUAAUGAAGCUUUACGCGGUCGCCUGCGGGGUCCACAGGAGAAAAUCAUGUACACUUUGGUGCCUGUUCCUGAUGGUAUGGAUAUUUCCUCCAUCUUUGAGCUGGACCCAACCACUCUGAGAGGCGGGGACUCCAUGGUGCCCAGGAGCUCCUACGUGAGGCUACGACAUCUGUGCACCAACACAUGGGUUCAUAGCACCAACCUCCCCAUUGACAAAGAGGAGGAGAAGCCUGUUAUGCUACGGAUUGGAACAUCAGCAGUAAAGGAAGACAAAGAAGCGUUUGCCAUUGUCCCAGUGCCACCAGCAGAAGUGCGUGAUUUAGACUUUGCUAACGAUGCAAGUAAAGUGUUGGCGUCCAUUGCUGGAAAGCUGGAAAAGGGUACCAUUACACAAAAUGAAAGGAGGUUUGUGACAAAGCUCCUGGAAGAUUUAGUUUUUUUCGUGGUAGACAUCCCCAACAGUGGGCAGGAUGUCUUGGAGAUCAUGGUCAACAAACCUAACAGGGAAAGACAGAAACUCAUGAGAGAGCAGAAUAUUCUUAAACAGAUUUUCAAACUUCUUCAAGCCCCUUUCACUGACAGCGGUGAUGGUCCCAUGCUCCGACUGGAAGAGCUGGGAGACCAGCGCCACGCACCGUUUAGACAUAUUUGCAGACUUUGCUACAGAGUGCUCCGCCAUUCCCAGCAGGAUUACAGGAAGAACCAAGAAUAUAUAGCCAAACAGUUUCGCUUCAUGCAGAAACAGAUAGGAUAUGAUGUAUUGGCAGAAGACACAAUAACGGCUUUACUUCACAACAACCGGAAGCUGCUGGAAAAACACAUAACUGCUGCUGAGAUAGACACAUUCGUCACACUAGUGAGGAAGAACCGGGAACCAAGGUUUCUGGACUACCUGUCAGAUCUCUGUGUGUCCAUGAACAAAUCCAUCCCUGUGACACAGGAGCUCAUCUGCAAUGCUGUGCUGGACUCUAGCAAUGCUGACAUCCUCAUUGAAACCAAAUUGGUUCUGUCGAGGUUUGAGAUUGAGGUGGCGACAAACGGGGACAUUCCAGUGGAGGCGGAAGAUGAAGAGGAGGUGUGGCUCUUCUGGAAAGAUAACUCUAAGGAGAUCCGGAGUAAGAGCAUCCGGGAGUUGGCCCAGGAUGCAAAGGAAGGCCAGAAGGAGGAUCAGGAAGUGGUCAGCUACUACAGGUGCCAGCUGAACCUUUUUGCCCGGAUGUGUCUGGACCGUCAAUAUCUCGCCAUCAACAAGAUCUCCGGUCAGCUGGACGUGGAUUUGAUCCUGCGCUGUAUGUCCGAUGAGGACCUGCCGUACGACUUGAGAGCAUCUUUCUGCCGUCUGAUGCUGCACAUGCAUGUCGACCGUGACCCUCAGGAGCAGGUCACGCCUGUCAAAUAUGCUCGUCUGUGGUCUGAGAUUCCGUCUAAAAUCGCUAUUGAUGACUAUGACAACGAUGGGACCACACGGGAUGAGAUCAAAGAGCGCUUCAGCCUCACCAUGGAUUUUGUGGAGAACUACCUGAGAGAGGUGGUGUCGCAGAAUAUUCCCUUCUCUGACAAGGAGAAAAACAAGCUUACUUUCGAGGUUGUGAACCUGGCGAGGAACCUCAUAUACUUUGGUUUUUACAACUUCAGUGACCUGCUUCGACUGACAAAGAUCUUACUGAACAUUUUAGACUGCGUACACGUCAACACCAUCUACCCCAUUAACAAGAUAGAGAAGGAAGAGGAAAACAAAGGUGGCAGUAAUGUGAUGAAGUCCAUUCACGGAGUUGGGGAGCUGAUGACCCAGGUGGUGCUGCGAGGAGGCGGUUUGCUGCCCACCACACCAACUCAUCAGCCUGAGGGCGAUGUGGUUAAAACUCAGACUGAACCGGAGAGAGAAGAUAUCAUGGUCAUGGACACAAAACUCAAGAUCAUUGAGAUUCUGCAGUUCAUCUUGAACGUACGGCUAGACUACAGGAUCUCCUGCCUGCUCUGUAUUUUCAAACGAGAAUUUGAUGAGAACAACCCACAAGGAGACAACACUGCUAUUCAGAAUGGAUCCAUUAAUGUCACAGGUCCGAUGCCAGGAAAUUUUGACUUUGAAAACAUUGAGGAACAAGCAGAAGGGAUCUUUGGAGGAAGUGAAGAAAACACCCCACUAGACCUGGAUGACCAUGGUGGUCGCACUUUCCUGCGGGUCCUUCUGCACCUGACCAUGCAUGACUACCCACCCCUCGUGUCUGGAGCGCUUCACCUGCUCUUCAGACACUUCAGCCAGAGACAAGAAGUCCUCAUGGCCUUCAAACAAGUCCAGCUCCUGGUGACCAGUCAGGAUGUUGAGAACUACAAGCAGAUCAAGUCAGAUCUGGACCAGCUGCGUUCUAUUGUGGAGAAGUCUGAACUGUGGGUUUACAAAAGGCAAGGAGAAGAUGGGAUGGAUGGAGAUGGCCCCUCAGAAUCUGACAACAAAAAGAAGGGAGAUUCAGAUAAGAAGAAGACUGAAAGUACCAGCAGUUACAACUACAGAGUUGUAAAAGAGAUCCUGCUGCGCCUCAGUAAGCUGUGUGUCCAGGAGGGAAGCUCAGGGAAAAAGAGCAGGAAACAGCAGCAGAGGCUGCUGAGGAACAUGGGAGCUCACAGUGUGGUGCUAGAACUCCUACAGAUCCCCUAUGAGAAGGGUGAGGAUGUACGGAUGCAGGAAAUCAUGAAAUUGGCCCACGAGUUUCUGCAGAAUUUCUGUGCAGGAAAUCAGCAGAACCAGGCUCUUCUCCACAAGCAUAUAAACUUAUUUCUCAACCCGGGGAUCCUGGAGGCCGUCACCAUGCAGCACAUCUUCAUGAAUAACUUCCAGCUCUGCAGCGAGAUUAACGAGCGUGUGGUUCAGCACUUUGUCCACUGUACUGAGUCGCAUGGUCGCCAUGUCCAGUAUCUCAAGUUUCUGCAAACCAUUGUCAAGGCCGAGAACAAGUUCAUCAAGAAGUGUCAGGACAUUGUCAUGGCAGAGCUGGUAAACUCCGGCGAGGAUGUCCUGGUGUUCUACAACGACCGUGCCUCAUUUCAGACACUUGUCCAGAUGAUGCGUUCAGAGCGGGAUCGCAUGGAUGAAAACAGUCCCCUGAUGUACCACAUACACCUGGUCGAACUGCUGGCCGUUUGCACCGAGGGCAAGAACGUCUACACCGAGAUCAAGUGCAACUCUCUGCUGCCCCUGGAUGAUAUUGUGCGGGUUGUCACCCAUGAAGAUUGUAUUCCUGAGGUGAAGAUUGCCUAUAUCAACUUCCUGAACCACUGCUAUGUGGAUACAGAGGUGGAGAUGAAGGAGAUUUAUACAUCCAACCACAUGUGGAAGCUGUUUGAGAACUUCCUGGUGGACAUUUGUAGGGUGUGCAACAACACCAGUGACAGGAAGCACGCGGACACCAUGCUGGAGCGUUAUGUAACCGAAACAGUCAUGAGUAUUGUCACAUGUUUCUUCAGCUCUCCUUUUUCUGACCAGAGCACAAGCCUUCAGACCCGUCAGCCCGUUUUUGUACAGCUUCUUCAAGGAGUGUUUAGGGUUUACCACUGUAACUGGCUUAACCCUGUCCAGAAGGCCUCAGUUGAGGCUUGCAUUAAAGUACUGUCAGACGUGGCUAAGAGCAGAGCCAUUGCUAUCCCAGUGGACCUGGACAGUCAGGUGAACAACUUGUUUGUCAAGUCCAACAAUGUCGUGCAGAAGAGCAUCCUCAACUGGAGACUGUCUGCUAAGAACACAUCCAGGCGAGACUCCGGCCUGACCACCUCAAAAGACUACAGAAACAUCAUUGAGAGGCUACAGGACAUCGUGUCUGCCCUAGAGGACCGUUUGAGACCUCUGGUCCAGGCUGAGCUCUCGGUGCUGGUGGAUGUCCUGCAUCGUCCGGAGCUGCUCUUCCCUGAAAACACGGAUGCUCGCAAGAAAUGUGAAAGUGGAGGAUUCAUAUCAAAACUGAUCAAACACACCAAACAGUUGCUAGAAGAGAACGAGGAGCGCCUGUGCAUCAAAGUACUGCAGACACUGAGGGAAAUGAUGUCAAAAGACCGGGGCUAUGGGGAGAAGCUGAUUGCCUUUGAUGAUGAAAUGGAUGUGGCUGAGCUGGCACCUCCACCUGAGCCCGAAAUCCCGGCCGAGGAGCUUGAUCCCAACCAGCCACUGAAGCAACUGGAGGAUCAAAGGAGGGGAGAGGCUCUGCGGCAGAUUUUGGUCAAUCGAUACUAUGGUAAUAUCAAAGCUGGCCAGAGGAGAGAUAGCCUUACAACCUUCAGUAACGGCCCACUCACGCCAGGAGCGCAAGGGAAAUCACCUACAGUUGUCAGCUCCGGGGUCGGAGGUCGAGGGGAGCUGAGCUUAGCAGAGGUCCAGUGUCACCUGGACAAAGAAGGGGCUUCUGAUCUGGUCAUUGACCUCAUCAUGAACGCCACCAGCGAUCGGAUUUUCCAAGAGAGCAUAUUAUUAGCCAUUGCACUCCUGGAGGGUGGAAACACAGUCAUUCAGAGGUCAUUCUACCAUCGUUUAACGGGAGACAACAAGUCUGAGAAAUUCUUUAAAGUGUUUUAUGAGCGGAUGAAGCUGGCCCAGCAGGAGAUCAAAGCCACUGUGACUGUCAAUACCAGUGACCUGGGCAGCAAGAAAAAGGACGAGGAACCACCAGACAAAGACACACCGGCACGCAAGAAAGUGAAAGAUAUGCCGGUAGUGGCGAUGGUGACUGAGGAAGUGAAGGAGCAGCUAGUUGAGGCCUCUGCGGUCACCAAGAAGGCUUACACAACUUAUCGUCGUGAGGCUGAAGCCGAAGAGCACCAAGCUGCAGCCGAUGGCUCUCCUGUCCCAGCUGCUGAUAAGAGCCAGGAAGAGGGCGAGAUGAGCGUUACCAUCACUAUCAUGCAGCCCAUCUUGCGCCUCAUGCAGCUGCUGUGUGAGAACCACAACAGAGAUCUGCAGAAUUUUCUACGCAACCAGAAUAACAAGAACAACUAUAAUCUGGUGUGUGAGACUCUUCAGUUCUUGGACUGCAUCUGUGGCAGCACCACAGGAGGACUGGGGCUUCUGGGACUUUACAUCAAUGAGAAGAAUGUAGGACUCAUCAACCAGACUGUGGAGAGCCUUACUGAAUACUGCCAAGGCCCCUGCCACGAGAACCAGAACUGCAUUGCCACACAUGAGUGCAAUGGCAUUGACAUCAUCAUUGCUCUCAUCCUGAAUGACAUCAACCCCCUUGGCAAGAAGAGGAUGGAUCUGGUGUUGGAACUCAAAAAUAAUGCCUCCAAGCUGCUUCUCGCAAUAAUGGAGAGUCGCCAUGACAGCGAGAAUGCCGAGAGGAUACUGUAUAAUAUGAGACCUAAAGAGCUGGUGGAGGUGAUCAAAAAGGCCUACAUGCAGGGAGAGAUAGAGGUUGAGGAGCCGCAGGAGGGUGAGGAUGGAGAGGAGGAGCACUCCGCGUCUCCACGCAAUGUCGGUCAUAACAUCUACAUCUUGGCACAUCAAUUAGCCCGCCACAACAAGGAGCUGCAAGCUAUGUUAAAGCCAGGAGGGACAUAUGGCGAGGGCGACGAGGCCCUGGAGUUCUAUGCUAAACACACCGCUCAGAUUGAGAUUGUGCGGCUGGAUCGCACUAUGGAGCAGAUUGUCUUCCCUGUGCCCAACAUCUGCGAGUUCCUCACUCAGGAGUCCAAGCUGCGUGUAUACUACACCACAGAGCGAGAUGAGCAAGGUAGCAAGAUCAAUGACUUCUUCCUGCGCUCUGAGGAUCUCUUCAAUGAGAUGAAUUGGCAGAAGAAGCUGCGAGGUACUCAAGAGGCUACUGGUAACACAAACACCGUACCCUCCCAGCCCAUCCUGUAUUGGUGCUCCAGGAACAUGUCAUUCUGGAGCAGCAUCUCCUUCAACCUGGCUGUGCUCAUGAACCUCCUCGUGGCCUUCUUCUACCCUCUGGAAGGCAUCCGUGGAGGCACUCUGGAGCCCCAUCUGUCUGCCCUGCUGUGGAUGGCUAUGCUGGUUUCACUGGCUAUUGUCAUAGUGCUGCCUCAGCCUCACGGUAUCAGGGCACUCAUUGCCUCCACCAUCCUGCGCCUGAUCUUCUCGGUGGGCCUCGAGCCCACAUUGCUCCUACUGGGAGCCUUUAAUUUAUGUAAUAAGGUCAUCUUCCUGAUGAGCUUCGUUGGAAACCGAGGAACCUUUACACGUGGAUACAAAGCCAUGAUUAUGGAUGUCGAGUUCUUGUACCACCUGCUCUACCUGAUUAUCUGCACCUUGGGGGUCUUUGUCCAUGUCUUCUUUUACAGUCUACUACUCUUUGACCUGGUUUACCGAGAAGAAACCCUGCUGAACGUAAUAAAGAGCGUAACCCGCAAUGGCCGCUCAAUUGUUCUGACAGCUGUGUUGGCGCUUAUCCUCGUCUACCUCUUCUCUAUUGUGGGAUACAUCUUCUUCAAGGACGACUUUAUUUUGGCUGUCGACCGGAUACCCAACAAAACUCUCGAGCAUGGAGCCAGCAUGGUGGGAGAGUUCGUCUCUGGUGGAGUUUGUCAGAAAGAAAAUGGAGAAAACUGCUCAGCAGAGGCCGCGAUGGAUGCUUCCCUUGCCAUCCAGCCAUCAGCGGUAGUGAUUGAAGACAAGGAGCGGACGUGCGAUUCCUUGCUCAUGUGUAUUGUCACAGUACUGAGUCACGGCCUCAGGAGUGGGGGAGGUGUCGGGGACGUCCUACGGAAACCAUCCAAAGAGGAACCACUUUUUGCAGCAAGAGUUAUCUACGACCUGCUCUUCUUCUUCAUGGUCAUCAUUAUUGUCCUCAACCUCAUCUUUGGUGUCAUCAUUGACACAUUUGCUGACCUGAGAAGUGAGAAGCAGAAGAAAGAGGAAAUUCUCAAGACAACAUGUUUUAUUUGCGGUUUGGAAAGAGAUAAGUUUGACAACAAGACGGUCACCUUUGAAGAGCACAUCAAAGUUGAGCACAACAUGUGGCACUACUUGUUCUUCAUUGUCCUGGUGAAGGUCAAGGACUCAACAGAGUACACUGGCCCAGAGAGCUAUGUGGCUGAAAUGAUCCGGGAGCACAACUUGGACUGGUUUCCACGAAUGCGGGCCAUGUCUUUGGUCAGCAGUGACGCAGAUGGGGAGCAAAAUGAGAUCAGAAAUCUGCAGGAGAAACUGGAGUCCACAAUGAAACUGGUGUCCAACCUCUCAGGCCAGCUGACCGAGCUCAAGGAACAGAUGACAGAGCAGAGGAAGCAGAAGCAGCGGAUCGGCCUUUUGGGACACCCUCAGCACAUGAACGUCAACCCUCAGCAGCCUGCGUGAGGUCGACCGGCACACAGCCCUGAAGGAGCUCAGCGCUGGCUUUGCGCCCAGGUGGAGCGCGCACUCCUCACGCCGAGGUUGCACAUAAUGUAUACUGCACUGAGUGUAACUUAUAACGGUAGGGAAACACUGUAACAUAGGUAGUCAUAAGGCGAUGUGUAGCUCUACCCACCACGCAUGUGUUACUCUAGAACGUGACACUCACCCACCUCAUUCUGUUCAGGCCUGUCAGAACUGGUGCCAAAUGUUUCCUAGGUAGAAAUCAUUUGGAUUUCUCAACACAUGGCCUUCACUGGUUGAACUUGAAAUGGGGGGAAAAAGCUGACUGGACAAGAGGGAAUAGUCCCAUUUGUUGUUCUUUUUUUAAUUUUAUUGUUCUCUAUUUAUAUUUCUAGAAUAAUGAGCAGUAUUACACGUCUUAUUUUUGUAUGUUGUGCAAUAUAUUAACUUAAAUAUGCAACCUCUUUGGUGUGUGGGUUUAAAUUCCAUCAGUUAUGUCGUAUUUAAAAGCACAGCCCAAUGUUUUGUCUCUGGAUAAAAUAGAGAGCUGUUGGUUGUCUGUACUUACACACAGAUAGGGAUAAUAUUUAAUAAGCUGGCCUUCUCAGUUUUACUUUCUUCUUUUAUUUCUUGAAAAUGUGCAUACUUGUUGAGGGGCAACGGCACUCAGUAUAGAUAGCAUAUUGUUUGAGAGCAAUAUAUACGGAUAGUUUACUUUCACCUGUGUAAAGCCAACAGUGUCAUAUCUCAGUGCUAACUAAUUUUAUGAUAUAUUUGCUUUCUUAUUUAACUGGGUCGUAAAAGACAUUUAGUGCCACUCAUGCUAAUAUUUGCUCAGGAGUUGUGUCAUUUUUACAAUAAUAAGUGUCUGGAGUACAAUUUGUCCAGUUUUUGCAGCAGACUUCUUCCAUUUGUGCCUGUUUUUGGCCCUCGAGUUAAGUCUGAGACAUGUUUGCUGCUUGUGCUGAGUCACUUUUAUUUCCACCAAAACUCAUUAGUUGCUACUGUUAGACUUCUCUCAUUUUUGGACUACCUAUGUGUAUAUACAAUUUGUUGCUUACCUUCGCUUUUGUAUAGAAAAAUGACAAGAGGGGGGAAAAAAACUGUUACUUAUGAAUAUUAUAAUUACUUUAAAAAAUUUAGGCGCUAUCAAUUUGUAUACUGGAGUAGAAUUAUUUAUUAAAAUUGAUGUAAUUAUCCUUUA
This is a messenger RNA of Oreochromis niloticus (Nile tilapia), 9777 nucleotides long. It is a transcript of the gene itpr1b, whose product is annotated as inositol 1,4,5-trisphosphate receptor, type 1b. The transcript has 62 exons. Gene Ontology annotation, molecular function: inositol 1,4,5 trisphosphate binding; inositol 1,4,5-trisphosphate-gated calcium channel activity. The record is from RefSeq and is a predicted model, not a curated record. NCBI's taxonomy places the organism in Eukaryota, Metazoa, Chordata, Actinopteri, Cichliformes, Cichlidae. The coding region runs from base 228 to 8573 and encodes 2781 amino acids. Gene Ontology annotation, biological process: calcium ion transmembrane transport. Gene Ontology annotation, cellular component: membrane; endoplasmic reticulum.